Molecule: messenger RNA, 953 nt
Organism: Diversispora eburnea
Lineage: Eukaryota; Fungi; Glomeromycota; Glomeromycetes; Diversisporales; Diversisporaceae
Source: the annotation of a GenBank genome assembly
CUACUUUUGAUUAUCCAUCAUUCACUCAUAAAUUUAGAAUUGAUAAUUUGGCUUAUUUUAUUUCCGAAUAUUUUGAUUCAAGUCAAGGUAAUAGCUAUAAUAAUAAUGUAGAAAUCGUCAUCACCACCGAAUCGGGAAUUUUAUUUACUGAAAUAUGUAAAUUAUUAAUAAAUCGUUGUUCAUUUUUGAAUUAUUUUGAAAUGACGGAAAUUCCGGAAAAUUAUUCUAACGAUCUAAAUUAUAAUGAUUUGAUUGGUUCAAUUAUCAAGUUACCUGGAGCUUCGAAAGUAUUUAAUAAAUUAGAAACAUUUGUUUCGGCAACAACAAAUGAUGAACUAACUAGACCAUUAUAUGAAUCAUUAGCACUAUUUUGUAAUAAUAUUUUAAAUAUUGAUUUGAUAUUUAAGUCAGAAUCUCAAGUUCAAUUAUUAGAAAAACUUAUUAGUGUUCAAAAACGAUUAGAAAAUCUAUCAAUUAUUGGUAAUAGUAAUAUAAAUUGUAAUUCAUUAUUAUGGGUUUUAGUCAGUAAAAAAGAAACCUUAGAGAGUCUUCGUUUAAAAUCAGUAGAUUUUUAUCACUUCGAAGAGAAAUCAUCACCAAUUGGACAAUUUACUUCACUUAAAAAACUUUAUAUUGAAUAUUGUUUACUUUAUAAAUCGGAUAGUUUAUUCUUUGCUUCAUUAUUUACCCAAUUAAGUAGUUUUCAUUAUAUUUAUUCGAUUUUUUCAUUAAAUGUUUAUUCUCAAGAAUUUAUUAUAAAAAUUCUCGAAACGGCCAACACAAAUUUAAAAAAUAUUUGUCUAGAUUUAUUUCUCACAAUUCCAUCCGAUACAUUUUCAACUAUCUUGAAUUAUUGUACAAAGAUUACCGAAUUAAAUUUACUAAAUUUAAGUCUCGAACAAAUUAUAACAAUAUUUAAUAAUAAUUUUAAAGAAUUAAGGAGAUUUCAUUUG